Messenger RNA from Bombina bombina (fire-bellied toad), 2320 nucleotides. RefSeq names its product zinc finger protein 131 (gene ZBTB35). The record is from RefSeq and is a predicted model, not a curated record. Gene Ontology annotation, biological process: regulation of transcription by RNA polymerase II. Gene Ontology annotation, molecular function: protein binding; RNA polymerase II cis-regulatory region sequence-specific DNA binding; DNA-binding transcription factor activity, RNA polymerase II-specific. Gene Ontology annotation, cellular component: nucleus. NCBI's taxonomy places the organism in Eukaryota, Metazoa, Chordata, Amphibia, Anura, Bombinatoridae. Bases 72 to 1883 code for a protein of 603 amino acids. The transcript is spliced from 7 exons.
CUCCAUAGCCAUCGAGAGACGGGAGGAAGAGGCCAGAGGCAGCCAAUCUCACAAAGAAGAGCUGUCUAGGUAUGGAAGCUGAGGAGACGAUGGGUUGCAUCCAGGAAUUCCCAGACCACUAUAAAGUUAUGUUGGACAGGUUAAAUGAGCAGAGGGAACUCGACCAGUUUACUGACAUCACUUUAAUUGUGGAUGGUCACCAGUUUAAAGCUCACAAAGCCGUCCUCGCAGCAUGCAGUAAUUUCUUCCACAAAUUUUUUCAGGAUUUCACUCAGGAACCAUUGGUGGAAAUAGAAGGUGUAAGCAACUCUGCAUUCAAACACCUUCUAGAAUUCACCUACACUGCCAAACUGAUGAUUCAGGGCGAGGAGGAAGCCUCUGAUAUCUGGAAAGCAGCAGAGUAUCUGUCGAUGCAUGAAGCCCUCAAAGCACUUGAAUUCAGGAACAAAGAAACUAUAUUCAUUGAGGAGAAAACAGAAGAUGAAUCAAUUAACUGGAAGCUCUCCGAUGCUGCCAAUGUUAUCACAGAAACAAUGCCACCUACAGAGGGAGAACCUGUUGAAAUUGAAGUGGAAAUUGCUGAAGGAACUAUAGAAUUGGACGAAAACUUAGAAACACUGGAAGAGGUGGCGUCAGCUGAGCAAUCUAUCAAAUACAUCCAGAGUACAGCUACAUCAGAUGACUCUGCUCUGGCUCUCUUAGCAGAUAUAACCAGCAAGUACCGUCAAGGAGAAAGGAAGAGGCAGUUUCAAGAAGAGGACGCUAAUGAAAUUGAUGCCACCAUGAAACAGGUAGAAGACUUUGACAUUACAGACGUUCAGCUGUCUCAUGUCAGCAACAUGUUCCAUUGUAAGAAAUGUAAUCGUUCAUUUAAAUUGUUUUACCAUUUAAAGGAACACAUGAAAUCACACUCCAAUGAAAAUUUCAAAUGUGACAUAUGCAAUAAAAGGUAUGUACGUGAGAUUGCCUGGAAACAACACCUUACCUGUUAUCACCUUGAUGAAAGUGGGGCAGCCAAGAGAGCAAGACCGGGCAAAAAGAUACAUGUAUGUCAGUUUUGCGAUAAGCAGUUUGAUCACUUUGGACAUUUUAAAGAGCAUCUGCGCAAACACACAGGGGAAAAACCAUUUGAAUGUCCUAAUUGUCACGAGCGUUUUGCAAGAAAUAGUACUCUUAAAUGUCACAUGUCAGCUUGUCAAGUUGGUGUUGGUGCCAAAAAGGGAAGAAAAAAACUCUACGAAUGUCAGGUGUGCAAUAGUGUGUUUAAUUGUUGGGACCAGUUUAAGGACCAUCUGGUGGUUCACACUGGCGAUAAGCCGAAUCACUGUACACUGUGUGAUUUAUGGUUUAUGCAAGGCAGUGAGCUAAGAAAACACUUACGGGAUAUACACAACAUAUCUCAAAGAAUUGUGACAGAGGUUGUUCUUCCUUCUGAAAAUGUAGAUACGGAAUCUGUAGCUUCAAUGACAUUUGUGGAGCAAGUUGAACAAGUCCACGUUGUGCCUAUGGAUCAAGUUAUACAAGUGCAGGUUGAUCCUCCUCAUUUAACUUUGGGACACCUGCAUCAGGAUCUCCUUGAGGUAAACCAUGUGAAAGGUGCUCACAUAUUGGAUCUACAGACACAGGUUCACAUGGGCCACAUAGAAGUUGAACAUCUUCAGAUUGAUCCUGGUACUGAAGUUCAGAUAGAGGAAGUACAUGUUGAACACGUAAACCAGAUAGAAAUGGAAGAAGUAGAAACAGAACUUUUGGACGAAUCCAGUAUACAGCACAUAGAGCAAACCAUCGAAGAACAUGAUGAGUCUUGUAAUCCAGAAGAAAGUGAUCUUCAUCAUACAACAGAAAAAAACUUACAUAUUAAACAAAUUGAGAUAACUCAUUGAAGCAACUGCCAAAUAGGACAGAGAAUAUCAUAUUGCUUUAAUAAAAACUAGCAAAACACAAACAUGCUUUGUUCCACCUUGCAACCUGUUUUGUCUAGUGCCAUAGGCUCUUUUUUAUCUGCAACAUUGGAAGGACCAAAGUGUAAUAUUUCUUAAAGCAUUUUUUUUUCUUCCUUGUAAAAUGAUAUGGAGAAACUCCAUCUAGGAAAUGGAUGGAAAGAUUAAUUAACAUAGACUGUGAGCAUUUUGUUAUACAGUUUACAUCAUUCUGGCUUUUGGAAUUUCAAUAUGCAGUUUAUUUAAAAGUUACUGAAUAUUUUGUUAAUUUUUCAUGUAAAAUCUUUGGCCUGGAGCACUAUUGCCUGUUGUGAUACAAAUCUUGGAUUGCAUGUAUAUUACAAAACGUUUUAAUAUAUAAAACACUGAUACAACAGAAA